CGCCUCUAAACCAUUCUAAAGCCUUCCCCGGUCUCGUACUGUAUCAGUUGCUCGCUUGUUUCGGCGGGACUCUCGAAGUGGGGGUACGCGGAAUAAAACCGCUAUGCCUCGCUCCAGACACCACAUUUCACAAACCGAAGUAGACGGGUAAAAAAAAAACAAAAAAAAAAUGAAGGCGUUCCUUCUCAUACUUGUGAGUGUGGCGGUGGUGAGUGCGAAGCCCACAGGAGAGGAUGACGUCAUCGGCUCCGUCAUUGGAGUCGUCAAGAGCUGUGCUGAGGAAGACGUCGCGUUGUGUCUGAAGGAACGCGCCUUGAAAUACGUCGAAAACCUCGCUACCGCCCGGGAAGUCAAUAUUGCUGAUGGCAUCAGCCUCCUUGGCUCCGGCUCCCCCCGCUCAGCCCGCUCCUUCGAACCUCUGCCUGAAGACCCAGCUGCCCGGGAAAACCAAGUGGAGUCCAGACUGCUUGACGCCACAGCCGACUUCUUGGAGAACCAUGUGAUUCAGCUGCGGAUGCCUAAGAGCACCGUCGAAGAUGUCAAGAGGUCGCUUGAGGAAGGUCGUGGCAAGAAGAAGAAGCUGAAGCAGUUGCUGCCCAUCCUCGGCCUCCUGCAGCUCAAGAUCCAGUCCCUCAUCCCUCUGUUCCUCGGCAUCAUCGCUUUCGCCGCCGUUAAGGGUCUGAUGCUCGCCAAGGCCGCUCUCCUCGCCUCCGCCCUGGUCCUCCUCAAGAAGCUGCUGUCUAAGCAUGAGAGUCAUGAGAGCUACGAGGUUGUGGCUCAUCCUCACCAUGAAGAGCACUUCAGCCACGGCGGUGGUGGCCACGGAGGCUGGGGACGGUCGGCUGACGCCCAGAACAUGGCCUACAACGCCUACGCCAACUGAUACCUAAGAUAGUUUAAGAAAGUUGAUCCACCGAUCAACUAGUCUAUUUAUCUUGGUUAGUCUAGUUCGGACCUCAGAUCGAGAUUUAAUUUAUUGUCAUUAUUUAUUUAACUUAUUGAAAUCAAAUGUUAAUUUAAUUGUGUGAAUGAGUGAAUCUUGUCUUCUUUUUGUACAUUCAUGUCUUUUCAUCUUGUUGUCUUCUACUGCAAAGUACCUGCUAUUUUUAUUGUAUGUUUAUGUUUCUUAGUACAAAUCAUUAUAGCUUUAAUUUUAUCACCACCUUUAUAAUUAUGUACAUAUAUUUAUAUUUAAGUACUUAUACUAAUGUGUUCAUCAUAACUAGUCGUAUUAUUAUUAUGUAUCUCUAUAAUUUCUCUUU
This is a messenger RNA of Cydia splendana, 1262 nucleotides long. RefSeq lists its product as uncharacterized. The record is from RefSeq and is a predicted model, not a curated record. Gene Ontology annotation, cellular component: membrane. Bases 170 to 883 code for a protein of 237 amino acids. The transcript is spliced from 3 exons. NCBI's taxonomy places the organism in Eukaryota, Metazoa, Arthropoda, Insecta, Lepidoptera, Tortricidae.